This is a messenger RNA of Vidua chalybeata, 4346 nucleotides long. Its product is annotated as mucosa-associated lymphoid tissue lymphoma translocation protein 1-like. The record is from RefSeq and is a predicted model, not a curated record. Gene Ontology annotation, molecular function: cysteine-type endopeptidase activity. Gene Ontology annotation, biological process: proteolysis. Lineage: Eukaryota; Metazoa; Chordata; Aves; Passeriformes; Viduidae. The transcript has 17 exons. Bases 1361 to 3592 code for a protein of 743 amino acids.
UCGUCUGUGCUGGUUUUCAAGGUUGUUUAUUUCUUCUUAUCUAAAAUAUUUUCUCUCUGACCUGCAGCAGAUCUGUCUCGCCCCUCAGUGGGUUGUUACAAACAUUCUAUACUAGAAAUUGUGCUAUAUUUACAAUAACGUGCCAAUAUUCAUCACCCAUGUUGAACAGUGUCACCAGCCUAAACCAACAGAAAAAUGCCAACACCACAGUGAAACAUGGAGGGCAUGAAGAAGAAAAAGGACAAGGCACGCCCAAUUUUCCUCCAUCUUGCCCCCUUUGAACCCCUUAUCUAGAAUUGUAAAAUUCUACUUUUCACAUGUGCCACACUAAUUACUACUUAUAUCAAACACUCAGAGCUUGUAAUUCAUCCUGUAAGAUUGAAAACUCUUUUCCAUGGACAGAGAUCAGAGACAGUGUCUCUCGGGGCUCUGUACAGGGGGGCUCCUCACCCCCUGCCAGGGUCCCAGACCUUCCAGAGCAGCCCUGGAUUCCCACACCUGAGCAGCCUGUGCUCCCCAGGGCUGGAAAGAUGGGGGCCAGGCUUUGGCAAUGCUGUUGGGACAGCAGGCAAGGUGAGGGGGGGACAUGGUGGCCUGCUGCAGUGCCACCCUGACACUGUGCUCGCCUUUGCUUCUCCAGCAGCAGGAGCAGUGGUGCUGGGAUGCCAGGGCUUGGCUGGGCUGGAUGGCAGGGUCUUCCCCACAGCAACAGGGGCCUCACCGCCUUAUCUCUGCUUCUCCUUGGGCAGCUUCAGACUGGCAAAGCCCAGCAGCUUCCUCUGGCCUCGGUUCUGCCUCUGUGUUGGGCACACCUGGCUGAGAGGUGCCUCUGUCACCUGAACUCGCCUCCACCUUGGACUCACUGCCCUGCAGCUCCUUCUGGGCUCAAGCUGGGCUCUGGGGAAAAGAGGUGCCUGUGGGUUCCUGCAGUGAGGAAGGGACAGGGCGGCCUCUGCCUGGCUGGGCCUGGCCCGGUGCCGGUGCCGUGUGCGCUGUUGACAGGCCCGGGCCGCGCCCAGCUCCCCCGGACAGGGGGUGGCAGCUCUGCGCCCGCGUGCUGCACAACAGGAAGGAAGAGGGAGGGAAGCAGAAGUGCUGUGCUGCUGCGCGGGGGCAAUUUUGGGGGAGAUUUUGGGCUGAACCCUCAUUUCCUCUGUGUGGGGCUCAGUGCACAGCCUCGGAGCUGAUGGGGCUCGGCCAUACCCCGCAGUGAGUGCCCAUCCCUGCCUGGCCUGCAGCUCACCCUUCCCUCACCACCCCCAGUGUGUCCAGAUCCCAAAUCCAGCUGCAGGUGAGCAGACGGAGCACCUGGGUCCCUGUCCUCUGGCUUGGAGCCCCCUGCUUGGCGUGCCCAGGAGCGAUGGGGGACUGGAGCAUGCCCAUCGGCUCGCUGGGCGAGGAAGUGGUGGCCCGGCUGUGUGAGCUACUGGAUAACGCCGGCCGGGGCUGGCGCAAGCUGGCUGAGCUGGCCGGGGCCGAGAAACGCUUCAGGUGCAGUGCGGAGGAGCUGGAGAUGUGCUCGCUGAAGGUGCUGGAGCCCCGCGGCAGCCCCACACAGUGCCUGCUGCAGCUCCUGGCCGAGCGCGACUGCACCCUCAGGUACCUGCUGGGCUGCCUGGAGCGCAUGGGGCACGAACAGGCCUGCCGGGUCCUCAGCUCCGCCGUCCAGGAUGUGAUUCGCAUCACGGUGCAGCCAGAGUCGCAGGUGGUGGUGGAGGGGACACAGGUGUCCCUGACCUGCUGUGCGACUGGCCCGCCAGGGCUCGCAUACCAGUGGUUCUGUGGGAGGCAGGAGGUGCCUGGAGCCACAUCCUCAGAGCUGGUGAUCGACACAGCCACUCCCGCGGGCCAGCCUGAGUGGUACAUCUGCCGGGUGAACUGUGGGGCCACCUUCACCUUCUCCAGGUGGGCUCAUGUGCAGGUGGAGAAGAGCAGCAGCCCCAGCUCAGCCAGUGGCUACUGCCCGAGCAUGGCAGGGCUGCAGAUCCUGCGGCAGCCGCGGCCGUGCCGCCUGGCCGAGGGGGACACGCUGGCGCUGGAGUGCCGAGCCAUUGGCAACCCCCCGCCCCAGUACCAGUGGUUCAGGAACCGGCGCCCUGUGGAAGGGGCACAGGCACCCCAGUUCCAGGUGAAGCUGGUGACAACGGCCGAGCGGGGCAGCUACUCCUGCCACGUGUUCAACCUCUUCCACGAGGUGUGGAGCCAGGAGGUGGACGUGGAGAUUGGCCCACGGCUCUUCACUUCUGGAGGCUCCUGGCAGGAGGGGGAUGGAGGCUCCCUUGAGCAUGGCAGCCCUGGACAGCUGUAUGCCACAGACAAAGUGGCGCUGCUGAUCGGCAACAUGCACUACCUGCACCACAAGCAGCUGCAAGCGCCCAUCAUGGAUGUUCACGCCCUCAGCGCCCUCCUCUGCCAGCUCGACUUCAAGGUGGUGUCACUGCUGGACCUGUGCAAGGCUGAGAUGCAGAUGGCCGUUGAUGAGUUCCUCCUCCUCCUUGACAAGGGUGUCUAUGCAGGUUUGCUCUACUAUGCUGGGCACGGCUAUGAAAAUUUUGGCAACAGCUUCAUGGUGCCCAUUGAUGCGCCCAGCGCCUACACGUCAGAGCACUGCCUGUGCGUGCAGCGGGUGCUGCAGGCGAUGCAGCAGCGCCGCACCGGCCUCAACAUCUUCCUGCUUGACAUGUGCCGCAAGAGGAACCUCAAUGAUGACAUCAUCCCGCAGGUUGGGGCGCUGGAGGUCACGGCCAACAUCGUCUUUGGCUAUGCCACGUGUGCGGAUGCCGAAGCCUAUGAGCUGAGCCAGGGUGAGCUCUCCAACGGCAUCUUCGUCACCUUCCUCAAGCGCUGGCUGCUGGAGGAUGAGAAGAUCACGGUGCUGCUGGACAAGGUGGCUGAGGACAUGGGCACUCUGGAGAUCACGCGGGGCCGGCAGGCACUGGAGCUUCGCAGCAACCUCUCAGAAAGACGUGCUCUGACAGACCCCAUCCACCCCCCGGGCCAGGAUGAGUCCUCUGCCAGGAACCUGCAGUGGGCCAAGGCUCACGUCCUGCCGGAGAGCCGGCACCUCCGCUUUGACUGCGGUGUCACCGUCCAGCUGGGCUUCGCUGCCGAGUUCUCCAACAUUAUGAUCAUCUACACGCGUGUGGUGGCUGCCCCCAAGGACAUCAGCAAGUGUGAGGCCCGGCUCACUGAUAUUCCCGAGGAGCUGGAUGUGGACCUCAAGUGCACCAACAAGGAGAGCCCGGAGGAGCUGGGCAGCCCGCUGGCACCCGUCUGGAGCCUCGGCUGCCCCUCCUGCUGCCUCUACAGCCGGAUCUGUGGCUUGCAGAAGCUGCGGCAGGAGCUGGCCUUUACCGUGUGCCUGCAGUACCGCUACCAGGGCAUGGAUGACUUUGUGGAGGAGCAGCAGCGGGUGAAUGUGGGGCGGCCGCUCAUCGCCAAGCUCAACCUGCAGUGGGCGGCCCCCCCCUCACCAGCCCACAGCCCCCUCUGCCCCUCUGCCCCUGGGAGCUGGGGGGUAGGGGAGAGCUCAUGCAUCAACACCCCUGAGGAGAACCUGAGCCCCGAGGGCCCCAGCUCCCACACCCUGUAGAGGGACAGGGAGGCCCCAGCCCCGUCACCUCAGUCCCCUGGUGCCAUGCCUGUCCUGCUGGGGGACCAGGGGAUGGAGGGGGUGCAGGUGACAUGCACAGAGGCUGGCCUCCAUCCUGGCCUGUGCCAAGGGGUGCAGGUCUCACAGCACAGCACGACUGGGAUUGUGGGUCCCAGCCACAUGUCCCUGGCAUGGCAGUGCCACCCCCACAUCCCUGAGCAGUGCCACCCCCACGUCCCUGGGCAAUGCCAGUCCCACCUCCCUGGGCAGUGCCAGCCCCACAUGCCAGGCCACCACUAGGCAGUGCCAGGGGCAGAGUGCCCAGAGACUACGGCUCAGCGGGCUCGAGGCGUCAUGCUGGGGCAGGGCUAGGUUCGUUCAGGCCUGGGAGAAAUAGAGAGAAAUAAGCAGCUUAGGGGGCAAAUCCCGCGGGAGGAGAUUACAGGGGGUGGGAGCGGGAGGGCUCCUGCUCGGCCACGAGGAGGUGGGAGCAUCCCCUGGUACCCCCAGCGCUCCCAGCAGCACCCACUCCUCACAGUACAGCCCCAGGAAUCGGCCCCGGCCGGGCAGUGAGCGAUUUCAGGACAGGAUUGGGAUCUAAGGGGGGAAAAAUUGCCUUUUUGCUUGAAUUUUUCCCACACAAACUCCCACACGCUAGGGCAGGCUCCAGUGGGUAUCCACCGAGGAAAGCACCAAUAAAGCGGUCCAGCCAGGCGGCUCGGUGCUUCUGCGCCCUGCCUGCGUUUACACGGCA